AUGGAAGGGUUGAUGGAUGAUAUGAGCACAGGCAAGGACACGGGAAUUGACUUGAAUGUUGGUUUAGAUUGGGGAAUGGAUUAUGGAGAUGAUACCGGUGGUGUUAGAGAUAGUGACGAUAUGGAGGACAAUGUCGACACCACUGAUAGUGAUUAUGAGGAUGAUAAUAACACUAACUUUGGUGAUGAUGAUAAAGAGAACAUCUCAGAUGAGCAUUUGCACAGCUUCGAAACACAGCCACACAGCUCAGAUGCACCUCUACACAAAGAUGCUGCAAAUCCAGCCAUGGCUCCACCGUACUCGAGUAUGUAUGACUGGACCUUGCUUGAUAAAGUCGGGAAUGGUAAGCCAUAUUCUAAAUGGGAGUCGGAUGAUGUUUUGGGUUAUGAGUUUGAAACCCUUGUGGAGGCUGCCAAGUUCUAUUCAACUUAUGGUUGUGCCAUGGGAUUCAGCGUACGGAAGAACACUCACACAUUUUCAAAAUAUGGAGUUAAAAAUAUGCAGCGAUGGGUUUGCUCACGCGAGGGGGAGCGUCAACCAGUGCACAAUGACAAGGAGAACAGAAAGCGUGAACCUAGGCCUGUAACAAGGCUCCAUUGUCUGGCAGCUUUCAAAGUCAGUUUUGUUGAGGCAACUAACCGAUUCAAGGUGAAACAGUUUAUACCAACACAUUUUCAUCACUUAGCUGGAGCACAUGAAGUGCAGUUUUUGAGUUCUCAUCGCAAGAUGACGCAAGUAAGGCUCAGAUUCGAUCACUUAGGGCUGCUGGUAUUCGCACCAAUCAAAUAA
Molecule: messenger RNA, 789 nt
Organism: Linum trigynum
Lineage: Eukaryota; Viridiplantae; Streptophyta; Magnoliopsida; Malpighiales; Linaceae
Source: the annotation of a GenBank genome assembly